Molecule: messenger RNA, 1153 nt
Organism: Ricinus communis (castor bean)
Lineage: Eukaryota; Viridiplantae; Streptophyta; Magnoliopsida; Malpighiales; Euphorbiaceae
Product: ribulose-phosphate 3-epimerase, cytoplasmic isoform
Exons: 8
Coding region: 221-901 (226 amino acids)
Biological process (GO): pentose-phosphate shunt; pentose-phosphate shunt, non-oxidative branch; carbohydrate metabolic process
Cellular component (GO): cytosol
Molecular function (GO): metal ion binding; D-ribulose-phosphate 3-epimerase activity
Source: RefSeq, a predicted model, not a curated record
GAAGAAGUUAGGUAAGGAAAGGUUGGUGUGUAGGUGAGAUUAGAAAAAUAUUACUAAAAGAAAUCGUCUAAUACUUCAACUUCUAAACGACGUCAUUUCUAUUAGACUUCAACCCUAAAUCCUCUAAAUCCAACCCCUUCCCCCUUGCAUAUUCCACCUUUCUUCUUCAAUUCCAGGAUCCGAAUCCAUAACCAGUUUCAGUCGGUUCAAUAAUCGGAAAAUGGGAGUAACACCGAAAAUUGCACCAUCGAUGCUAUCAUCAGAUUUCGCUAAUUUAGCAACAGAGGCAGAACGCAUGCUCAGUUGCGGCGCUGAUUGGCUACACAUGGAUAUCAUGGAUGGGCACUUUGUUCCAAAUCUAACCAUUGGUGCUCCAGUCAUUGAGAGUUUGCGGAAACACACGAAGGCAUAUUUGGAUUGCCACCUUAUGGUCACUAAUCCUAUUGAUUAUGUUGAGCCUUUGGGCAAAGCUGGUGCUUCUGGAUUUACAUUUCAUGUUGAGGCAUCCAGAGAUAAUUGGGCAGACCUGAUUCAGAGAAUCAAGUCAAAGGGCAUGAGGCCUGGUGUAGCAUUAAAGCCUGGAACUUCUAUUGAAGAAGUUUAUCCUUUGGUAGAGUGCGAAAAUCCUGUGGAAAUGGUCCUCGUGAUGACUGUAGAACCUGGAUUUGGUGGACAAAAGUUUAUGCCGACUAUGAUGGAGAAGGUAAAGACAUUAAGGAAGAAGUAUCCAUCACUUGAUAUAGAGGUGGACGGUGGUUUAGGGCCUUCGACCAUUGACUUGGCAGCUUCAGCUGGUGCAAACUGCAUUGUGGCAGGAAGUUCGGUGUUUGGAGCCCCUGAGCCAGCCCAUGUAAUAUCACUUAUGAAAAAGAGUGUGCAGGAAGCUCAGGAAAACAGUUGACAUUCAUACAGGCAAAGACAUGGCUGGUUGAAAUAUAUGCCUAAAGACUAUAUUUUCUUUUAAUAUGUUUUGGGUCAUAAGCGCUAUGAUUUUGUUUACUUGAUCUCUUUUAUCUUCUUCACAUCAUCUCAGAAUUGCAUGAUGCCUUGUAUGCCAAUAAGACCUGGAGACCUUUUGUGAAGGUUCUGAGUUAAAUUGAUGCAUGUAAAAGGAUUGGAUCAUUAUCCUGUGAUAAAGUUAUCUUUAUGCUCA